Scheffersomyces amazonensis is the source of this 1190-nucleotide messenger RNA. RefSeq names its product phosphoserine phosphatase (gene SER2). NCBI's taxonomy places the organism in Eukaryota, Fungi, Ascomycota, Pichiomycetes, Serinales, Debaryomycetaceae. Gene Ontology annotation, biological process: L-serine biosynthetic process; dephosphorylation. Gene Ontology annotation, molecular function: L-phosphoserine phosphatase activity; magnesium ion binding. The transcript has a single exon. Bases 269 to 1180 code for a protein of 303 amino acids. The record is from RefSeq and is a predicted model, not a curated record. Gene Ontology annotation, cellular component: cytoplasm.
UUCAUAGUGGUUACAAUUAUUCCAUAUUAGGCUAAUCAACGUAUAACUCCGGGCUUAAAUGUUUAAAUUUUCGGCCAUGAAGCGAGAGAAUAUAAAUAUACGGGAGACACUGAUUGACUGAUAUGCAGGAAAUCAUCUUCAACCGCAACCGCAACCGUUGUCGUGACUCAACCAAACAUUGAAUCAUCAAAGUCAUGGGUGAAAAAUCCAAUGUAUAAAAGUAUGGAGAAGAGGCUGAAGUCUACCAGUAGAUUGAAUAACAGUUAAAAUGACCGAGUCUUAUAUUAUUACCUUCAUAUCACAUGAUACUGAAUUAAAUCUUAGUGAAAUUGAAACAUUCAUCACGAAGACUUUAGCAGUUGAAGAUGCUACUUCUAAACAAUUGUCACCACGAGCAGUAGAUUAUUACUUUAUAACUGAUAAGGCUGAACAAUUAAAAAGUUUAAUUAAAUCUGAAUUAGCUAAAAAAGUUCAUAAUUAUGAUAUAAUAUUGCAAAAGCAAUCUCUGAGACAAUCUAAAAAAUUAUUCAUCUUUGAUAUGGAUUCAACACUUAUUUAUCAAGAAGUCAUUGAAUUAAUAGCUGCUUAUGCUAAUAUUGAAGAUAAAGUGGCAGAAAUCACAGAGAGAGCCAUGAAUGGUGAAUUGGACUUUAACCAAUCCUUAGCUGAACGAGUAUUAUUAUUAAAGGGUAUUGAUGCUACUACUUUAUGGGAUGAAUUAAAAUUAAAGAUUCAAUUAACUAAUGGAGUUAAGGAACUUUGUAAAGCAUUAUCUAAAUUAAAUAUCGUAAUGGGUGUUUUAUCAGGAGGAUUUAUUCCAUUAGCAGAAUUUGUUAAACAAGAAUUAGGUCUUAAUUAUGCUUUUGCCAAUACUUUGGGUGUAGAUUCAAGUAAUAAAUUGGAUGGUACAACCAUUGGACCCAUUGUUAAUGGUGAUAAGAAAGCUGAAUUACUCUUGGAAAUUGCUGAAAAACAUCAAAUUAAUCCUAAAGAUGCUGUGGCAGUUGGUGAUGGUGCUAAUGAUCUUAAAAUGAUGUCAGUUGCUGGAUUUGGUAUAGCGUGGAACGCUAAACCUAAAGUUCAACAAUUAGCUCCUUCUUGUUUAAAUACUAAAUCAUUAUUAGAUGUUUUAUACAUUGUAGGAUAUACCGAAAAGGAAAUUGAGUCAUUAAUUAAUUAGAAUUCUUAUA